Messenger RNA from Geodia barretti, 290 nucleotides. The record is from the annotation of a GenBank genome assembly. NCBI's taxonomy places the organism in Eukaryota, Metazoa, Porifera, Demospongiae, Tetractinellida, Geodiidae.
CCAGGUAUCACCACCAGCCACAGGACUAUUGGCCCAGAAGUCGUGGUCACCUAUUAUUGCAGGUCUGGUCAUGGGCUCGAUGCAGCUCCCGGUGGCCCUAGCAGUGUGAGACAGUCUCGGAGGGAGCAGUUCCUACUGCACCCUCCUCUCUCACAGCAGCAGAAGACUCUCCCAAGUCCUCCCGUACUUCUCCUCCUUCAGUCGAGGUGGCCUCUCCUCAUGGUGGCAGGUGUUCUACUGGGGAGGAGCAGCAGAUGGGGCAGCUCUCUCUGCCCACAUGUCAGGUAGGU